Molecule: messenger RNA, 2528 nt
Organism: Haliotis rufescens (red abalone)
Lineage: Eukaryota; Metazoa; Mollusca; Gastropoda; Lepetellida; Haliotidae
Product: probable acyl-CoA dehydrogenase 6
Exons: 9
Coding region: 34-1302 (422 amino acids)
Biological process (GO): fatty acid beta-oxidation using acyl-CoA dehydrogenase
Molecular function (GO): flavin adenine dinucleotide binding; acyl-CoA dehydrogenase activity
Source: RefSeq, a predicted model, not a curated record
GUGACAAUAUGGAUAUGAACUUUGAUCAGAAAGAUGGCUCGUCGUCUGCUAAACCCGGUUUGUAGGCAAGUUGGAGCAAAGCGAGAUUGCUUUGUGCGAAAUUUGUCAGUAUCAAGACAAUGCAAACAACGAAAUGAGCCACAAGAAGCAUUGUUUGGACCUGAACACAAGCAACUGAGAGAAAACCUAAGAAAGAUAAUUGAUAAAGAAAUCAAUCCCUAUGUUGAUGAAUGGGAAAAAGCUCAAAUGUUCCCUGCCAAGGAUGUGUUCAAGACUCUUGGAAAUGCUGGCUACUUGGGUGUAACUAAACCUACAGAGUAUGGCGGACUUGGGCUGGACUACUCCUAUGGCAUGGCUGUGGCUGAGGAGCUGGGACACAUUAACUGUGGAGGUGUUCCUAUGGCGAUAGGAGUACAGACUGACAUGGCCACGCCGGCUCUAGCUAGGUUUGGAAGUGACAAACUGAAGGGAGAGUUCCUUGCUCCGUCCAUUGCUGGUGACAUGGUGGCCUGUCUCGGGGUCAGUGAGGUCGGCGCCGGCUCAGAUGUAUCAAGUAUCUUCACAAAAGCAUCCCGAACUGGAGAUGAUCUCAUCAUCAAUGGUGGCAAGAUGUGGACAACUAAUGGUACACAGGCAGACUGGAUGUGUCUGUUAGCUAACACGGGGCAAGGGAAGGCCCACCAGAACAAGUCUCUCAUUUGUCUACCCAUGGACCUUCCAGGUAUCCAGGUUGCCAAGAAGAUUGAAAAGAUGGGAAUGAAGUGUUCUGACACAGCACAGAUAUUUUUUGAAGACGUUCGUAUUCCAGCCAGCUAUAUUAUUGGAGAGGAGGGGAUGGGAUUCACCUACCAAAUGUUGCAGUUUCAGGAGGAGAGACUGUAUGCAGCAGCUCUUGUCCUGGCUCCCCUAGAGAAGAUCGUCCAGGAGACAGCUGCAUACACGGCUCAGCGGAAGUCCUUCGGGAAGCCGAUCCUCAGCAACCAGGUGGUCCACUUCCGCCUUGCCGAGCUGGAGACUGAGAUUGAGAGUCUUCGGUCUCUGCUGUAUAGGGCUGUUGCUCUGUACAUGGAUGGGAAUGAUGUGACCAAGCUGGCCUCCAUGUGUAAACUGAAGGCAGGCCGGCUCUCGAGGGAGGUGUGCGACUCCUGUCUGCAGUACUGGGGAGGGAUGGGCUACACUGAUGAAGUGCUCAUUAGUCGCUUGUACAGGGACUUCAGACUUCUGUCCAUUGGAGGCGGUGCUGAUGAAGUGAUGCUGUCAAUCAUCUGUAAAUACAUGAAAAUCCUGCCUCCCUCCUCGUAAAUCAGAUGCACAGAUGUACAUACUGUAUAUACAUGAUGUAUGAAUGGCUUGAAGGAAAACUUGAGAGAACUGUGCCCCUAAACAAUCAUUCAAUGAAGUCUACAGGCCAUGACAUAGCAUAUGAGCUCAGUCAUUCAGAUUGCUGUGACUGCGUUGUUGGACUAAGAGUGAUUAAGAGCGGAGUGGUGGAAUGUUUGCAGGACAACAUACACUGGUUCUGUACUGAAGGAGCUUCCACUCGUUUGUCCUCUUGAACAAGCAAGAUGUAAAACCACAGGACAUUCACAGAUGAAUAGUUAUGUCUUAUUAUGUACACUACUCAAAAGAAGUUCAAAUAAUAUGAAAGCAUUGGGUGGUCUUCAACUUCUUUUGAGUAGUAUAUAUUCUUUGAAUUCAGUUACACCCAAUUAUCCCAUAAUGAUUCUUUAAUUUAGGAGUUUGUUAAUGCCAACAUUUCACCAAGUAUGGUACCAUACGGAUUAUUCAGGUUCCACAGCAUAAACUUGUGUGUAUGUUUUUAUAUAUAUAUUUCAUGAGAGUCCAGCUUCUUAUGUACUGGUAUAAUUAUGAAAAUGAUAUUUGGAGAUUAUUUACAGUGAAUCUUGCCCUUGUUAUUAUUCUCUAUGCUGUCUGUUUUCAAAGUAACUCAUGUGUUUUUUUGACAUAUUAAAGAGACUGAAUUUGUACAUUGUCAGUACAUUCAAUAUAUUUUUUCUCUUUCAAUUACAGAAUGGAACAUCUGUCAAUAACAGUACCAAAAAAAUCAAUAAAUAUUCUAUGCAUUUUGUAUAGCAAGAGUUAUGAUAUAGAAUACAAGUAAAUGAUACAGUAAUUAAGUUUUUCAAAUGUUCAAUUAUUAAAACAUAUAAAAUGAUUUACGGUAAAGUAUAGUUGGACACAGAAUAUCUGGAUGAUAGACAUUAAACAAAUCACUUGUGAUCCUAAGUUGCUCAGUAAGUCCAAAUCAGUUACCCUGUCCGAAUGUAUUUAGUUCAUCAAUCAAAUCAGAUGAUUAGAAUGUUUGAGAUGUGUAUCCCACUUCAUUGUGUACAGGGCUGAUAUUGGUUUUCAUGUAUAUGACAACAUAUAAUCAGUUUUGCAACUUUUAUGAGACAUUUGUCUGAUUUCUACAGAAGUGAAAUAGUUAUGAAAAACACUCAGGGAUUAGAUACUGUUAGAAAUAAUAAUAGUGUUGUGUAAGAAAUAAACAUAUCGUUGUGAAUCAG